Saccoglossus kowalevskii is the source of this 1305-nucleotide messenger RNA. RefSeq names its product cytochrome P450 2U1-like. Gene Ontology annotation, molecular function: steroid hydroxylase activity; heme binding; oxidoreductase activity, acting on paired donors, with incorporation or reduction of molecular oxygen, reduced flavin or flavoprotein as one donor, and incorporation of one atom of oxygen. Gene Ontology annotation, cellular component: intracellular membrane-bounded organelle; cytoplasm. Lineage: Eukaryota; Metazoa; Hemichordata; Enteropneusta; Harrimaniidae. Gene Ontology annotation, biological process: xenobiotic metabolic process. The record is from RefSeq and is a predicted model, not a curated record.
AUGAUUUUUGUGCCAACUGAUCUUGUAUCACUACUGGUGUUGUUGAUGACAAUGCUCUUAGCAUGGAUAACUACCCAACACUACCUGGCACCUUGCAAGAACUUCCCACCCGGACCUUGGGGCUUACCUAUCAUUGGCAGCUUUAUGUACUUCGGAUCUGACAUACACACAGACAUGAUGAAACUCUCAAAGAAAUAUGGUGAUGUUUAUAGUCUGAAGAUGGGAUCUCAUACAGCCACUGUUGUCAGUGGAGUGAAGGCCAUACAAGAAUGUCUCGUGCAGAAAGGAAAUGAUUUCGCUGAUAGACCUGAUACGUGGACGAUCGGCCUCUUUAACCCAAGAUGUGAAGGUAUUGUUCGUGGUCAUUUCGACAAUAAAUGGCAACACCGUCGGCAAUUCGCCCAUGCAACGCUUAGAAGCUUCGGAUUUGGUAAAACAUGUAUGGAGAGUAAAAUAUGUGAGGAGAUCUUGUUUUUGUUAGACGAAUUUCGGGAUAUUCAAAAUCAACCUAUCAACGCAGGCAAUAUCAUUAACAGGAGUGUUUCCAACAUAAUUUGUUCAAUAACGUUUGGUAAACGAUUCAAAUAUUCUGAUCCAAAUUUUAUUUUCAUUGUUGAUAUCUUGGGGAAAUGUUUUGAGAGCCACGGUAAAGUGUAUGUCUUGGAUUUUCUACCAUUUGUGAGACCAUUUAACCAGUCAAAUAUAAAAACUUUCAUUGCAACUCGUAAAGAUGUUGAGAAGUUCUGCAAACAGCAGAUUGAUGAGCAUCGUGAAGUAUUUGAUCCAAACCACAUUGGAGACUUCAUCGAUGCAUGCUUGGCUGAGCGGACCAAACACAAUAGCAAAGUAGAUUUCACUGAUGAUCAGUUAAAAUUUAUGUUAGUGGAUAUCUUUGGCGCCGGCACUGAAACUGUAGUGACUACACUUAUAUGGGGAUUACUGUUUAUGGUUCUACAUCCAGAGAUACAGGAGAUAGUGUAUAAUGAAUUAGAUCAGGUUGUUGGAGCAAAUCGCCUUCCGAGACUCAAUGAUCGUAAACACUUGCCUUAUACGGAAGCCACUCUUUUGGAGAUACAACGAAUUGGAAGUAUUCUACCAUUCGCACUACCACAUCGUGCCUUGAGAGAUACUACUCUUGGUGGAUACAAUAUUCCCAGUGGAACUGCAGUCACUAUAUUACUUUGGUCGAUUCAUAGAGAUCCAAAUACGUGGCCAGAUCCAGACAAAUUUGACCCUAUGAGGUUUUACGAUGAAAAGAAUAAUACAGUCAAGAAGUCGGAAAAUUUCAUGCCUUUUCUGCAGUGA